UUUUGCUGAAAAUCGGCCGUUUAUAGGAUUGAAGAGUAUUCUGGAGUCGAUGGGGAAAUUCGUGUCUCAUGUCGGUGUGGUGAUUGAUUAAAAAGCGUCAGCUGACAUCCGAGCCCCGUCGUCGAGCCCCCUCUCGUCUUCAUCAGGCAAGCUUUUUGAGCCGGAUCCCUGUCCGAAAACCGACUCUGUCGUCCGAAACCCGAUUCUUUUCACCUCGACGAGCGGCUGGAAAAUCGUUCAUCCCGACCCGAACCCAACAGAUCCGAAACGGUAGGAAUCAAUGGCCGGCUCUCCGCUCCCUAGGAUGCACUAAUCUCGACCGGCCCUUUCCAGCGUUUCAGUCUCUGCCCUUCUUCUGCCGGAGUUCGUCGAGUAGAGGAAAUUCGUUGAAAUGACUUCCGGGAAGGACACGAUGGGGGAGCAGCCGAUAUUUACGUGCAAGGCCCAUGUCUUUCAUAUCGACCCCAAGACGAAAAAGUCUUGGAUCCCAGCAUCGGCGUCGGCUGUGAGCGUUUCCUUCUUUUACGAUUCAUCCAGGAGCCUCUACAGGAUAAUCAGCGUCGAUGGCGUCAAGGCUGUUAUAAAUAGCACCAUAACGCCCAGUAUGACAUUUACGAAAACAUCACAGAAAUUUGGCCAAUGGUCCGAUAUACGCGCAAAUACAGUGUAUGGUCUAGGAUUUUCAUCGGAGGCUGAACUUACUAAAUUUAUUGAACAGUUUCAUGAGGUGAAAGAAGCGACGCGGACGGUUAGUAAUAGAUCUGCUAAUGGCACUAUUACAACGACACCUGUUACCAGUGCCAAUGCAAGUCCUAUAACAACCAGAGCGAGCGGAGGUGCGUUGAGCGAUGCAGGGCCACUUCUCGACCCGCCAUCUCUUCAACCGGCAUGCACAUCUCCUGCGCCUAUUUCAUCGACUUCAGACGAAGGCCCUCAUCACAGAUCAAAUAUGUCUCAAAUACCACCAGGUGAAAGCCCAAAACAUCAACCUGCAGAAGCGAAAUCUCCUGCACCCGGCCCCACUUCAACUGCUGAAGUCCAGUUGAAAUAUGAAAAUGACCGACUGAAAUUAGCUUUAGCACAUAGUUCUGCAAAUGCCAAAAAAUGGGAAGUUGAAUUAGCAACCUUGAAGAAUAAUAACUUACGGCUCACUAGUGCACUUCAGGAAAGUACAGCAAAUGUAGACGAAUGGAAGCGUCAGUUACAUUCUUAUAAAGAAGAGAAUCAACGACUAAAAUCUAAAUACAUUGAACUAGAAGCAGCAAAAGGUGGCACGGAGGCAGCAGGCGAAUUAAGGAAGGAAUUGGCUACACUACGCUUGCGGGUAGAAACUUUAGAAGCAGAAUUAAAAUCUAAAGAUGAUGAAAUGAAGAGAAUGUCAACUGGAAAGCAACCGGCGGAAGACAAAUGCAAAGCGUUACAACAAGAAAAUGCAGAAUUACAAGCAGGAGUGUCAUUAGCACAAGCUCAGCUUGAAACAGCACUAGCGGCACACGAAUCUCAACGAAGGGUAAUGGAAACUCUUAAUGGCCAAUUGGCGAUGCGAAUUCAGGAGCUUGCAGCUAUCCAUAGAGAGAUUGCAACAGCUUUACAGACAUGAGUAAAUCCUCACCUACAUAUGGCUGCCACCAUAUCACAAGCGCUAGUUAACUGUAUUUUUCAAAAAGUUGAGCGCAAACAACAUUGAAAUUAAUUUUGUCCUUUUUUUAAGGAUUGGGAAAUACAUUCUAUGGUACAUAAAAUAUAAUGGAUUCCUUGUUGGAUCAAUUGUUGAUCAAUGUUUAUACGUAUUUAGUGUGGUGAUUGAAUGAUCGAUUAUAACCAUUAUUUUUGGUGUUAUCUGGGAUCAUUUACAUUUCUAGGUGUAAUACAAGGGACAAUUGCAUAAUAGAUUCUUUCAAACAUCUUUUAUGUAAUUAUCCAAGAACCUAUGACUAUACUUUGAUUUGAAAUAUUAGUCCAUUGCACGGUUAAUUUUUUAUUUGUCAAAAAAUCUACUUGGAAUUUAAAAUCGAUUCAAAGUCGAAGUAAAUUCAACGACUCCAGUAAAACUGAAAAGUCAUGGGAUAUUUUAAAAUCAUUAAAGCGGUAUGGCUGUUGCAUCUCAUUGCGUUUUCAUUAUCGACAAAGCGUUGAACAAAUGCUAUAGGAAAUUAUUUCACCGAGUUGGGUUUUUUUAUUUAUUUAUUUAUUUUUAUUUUUUUUAAAAUAAAAUCAUUGAUUUUGUGUAUUUGGUCAGUUCCUAUUAUCCAGCUCUUUUUGAUAAACGGACAAAUCACACUGAAAUCAAAUAGCAUCUUACAUAAAAAGUUAAGGUAAUUAAUGCACGUUGAGACUGAAAAACAGUUGAUAAUUAAUUUUCUGCCUGAAUAUUUACAUUAAAAAUAGAAAAAAAAAAAUAGAAGAAUAUUGACCCAUUGGCUUUUUUAAAAAUAUUUAUUUUUUCAAGUUUACUGCGUUAUUGCUAUAUUAUUCGGCGAAGAUAAGAAGGAUUAUAUAUUUUACUUUUGAACUUUUCCAUAGUGCUUAAUUUUUUUUAAUUUGUCAAACAGGAAGUUUGUAGUAGAAAUUGUGUAUCUUGAUUUUUUCUAUGGUCAUUUGUUAUGGAAAAGUCCAUUUUUUAAUUGUUUCUAACAAAUUUGAUAAAAAUAGUAUUAAAACAAUUAGAGCUUAUGAGGCUGUAAUAUUAGUGAAAACUACAUUAAACAAAAGUAUUUAAUAAAAUGAAGUGAUAAACUUAAGACAUAAUAGAUAUAAGAAGUUAAUGGUUUUAUUUUAUUUUUAUUAUUUGUUUUUAAUUUAUUUAUCUUACAAUAUUAGCCAGAGAUAUAAUUUAGAAGGUUAUGGUUUUAAUUUUAUUCUUGGAGAAUGGAUAUUUUGGAGAAAACAAAAAUUGGGCCAGGAGCGAAGGUAGGAACUGAACCCGUGACCGGGGGGGUGUCUACGAGCCAGUCGCCUGCCACGGUCCCCGUUAUUGAAUCUCAUUUAAGACAAUUUUAAGUCUGUCGUAACAUUCAAAACUUGUGUUUGAUAAUACUUCAGGGAACUGGUAGCAAUUUAUAAAACAUUGAUCCUUCUUAUCUUAGCAGUAUAACAGCAAGGAAAUUACAUCACAUACCACUUGGCUUUAUUACAACUUAAUUAACUUUAUAACAGUUUUUCUUGUUAACAAUAAAACAGAACAAGAUUUGAACCUAUGUCCUAAAAGAUAUCCAGUAUAGAGAUUAUUUUAAAAUAUGACCUAUGGCUUUUCCUAUAUAGAAAUAAAUGUUGAAACAGAAAACAAUUAGAAUUGACUUUAAAAAAAAUUGUAUUAAAAUACUGUAUUAAAAAUUCUUGCUUCAAUAUGACGAUUUCCACAAUGUUUUACCUCUUGUUGAGUUGCAUUUUGUCAUGGCUUCUUGGAAUAACGCUUUUGGUUCUUUAUAUUUUGUGAAAUUUAAUCCCUAUUAAAAUAUUUUUCUUUUUAAACAUUUGCAGUUUAUAACUGAUCAUUCCAUUUAAUGAUUACUUAACGAUUAAUAAGUGUGAUUUUAAUAAUUAUACCAUGAUAUUGUACAUCAAAUGUCAAAAUAACUGAGAAUUUUGUCCGAACAGCAAAGCUUAAAAUGACAAGUCAUUUGCAAUGCUUCAAUAUGCCUUAUUAAGAAUAUUUCCCUAAUCGUUUAUGUAAAAACCAAUCUCAGCACAUAAGACUUCCCUUUUUUCAAGGUUUUGUAGUUUGUUUAGAUAAAAUGACAUCACACAACCUGUGCACAAUUUUUAUUUUGUUUAAGUUUAUGUUAGGUCUAAUUAUUUUUCUUUUUUGAUUCCUCGUUUUUACAUCUUCUUUUUUCAGUGUUCCGAAGUGUCGAUCAGUUUUUCACUCACAGAUACUCUGGAUCAAGGUAUGGUCUUGAAGAAAAAGGCAAAUUCAGUUGUUAUUGACAAGCUUUCUACCUAUUUGAAGGUCAUCAUCAGGGUAAAAUGAUGGUACAGAUUGACAUAUUUUAAGUUUUUAUAGGCAAUCUCAAAUUUUUAAAUUUGAUUUUAAUUUUUAAAAAUUGUACAAGAUCUCAAAUUAAUAAAAACUUUAUUUUUUGCCCUGGUGAUGACGUUAAAAUAGAUUGAGAGCUUGGCAGUAACAACUGAAUUAGCUUUUUUGCUUUGUGCCCUGAUCCCCGAGUGUUCAUGUGUUUUAUAUCUUCAGCAUAAUUUUCUCCCUCUGUUUAGAAAUUAUUCAGUUUUUGAUGUAUCUAAAAUCCAGAAUUGAUUUAACUCCUUUUUCUAUAACAUUUCGGUCAAUUAUUAUUUUAAAAAACCUUAUUAGAUUAAAAUAUGCUACUAUAAAAAUGUAGUUUUUUUUAUGUGAAAUCAUGAGAGUGCAUAUAAACUCACAGUUGAAAUACCAUUGUAAAAUUAUAAAAAAUAAAAUAAAGACAGUGCAACAUCCUCCUUUGAUACGGAAUUCUAUUUAUGGAAUUAUCUUAUUUGUUAUUUAUUUAUUAUUAUUUUUUGUUCUUUAUUGUCCCAUUCAUAGAAUUUGUUAAUAGGCAGUUCCGCUGCAUGUUGGUUUCUUGAAGUUAUUAAUUUUGAAAACUAUCAUACAAAAAUUGUAAGGUUUUUUGGUCUGCAAAUAAGAUCAUCGGUUAUAGAAGGAAUCCUUUUAUAUUUGCUCCGUUUUUCCUUAGGUUUUUUAUAUGAUCAAGAUUUCUUAGACUGGAUCCGAAAGUCAUCCUCAAAACUUAUUCUACAUCAAAUACUGUUUAGUGUGAUAACUUAGUAUUAUAUGAUUAUUCAGCAAUUUAUGGUAUGACAUUCAGUAUGUGAUAUCAAUUAAAUACUUUAAUCUGCACUUUUCUGUAUUGGAUGGGUGAUUUUUUCAACCAUGAAAAGUAUAAUUCCGACUGUAAAUUUUUCCCAAGUUAUAAUAAAUUAAAGUGAAACAUUGUGGAGCUCUCAUAAAACAUGCUACCUUCAAAGUUAAUAAACUGAUAAUAGGAUCUUAAAUAUUUUUUGUCAGUUAUUACUUCUCAAAAGCUUAUUUACUUAAACGAGUACAGAUAUCCAAAUUUUUGUUAUAGUGUGAAAAUAUAUUCAUGUUUGAGGACUAUUCUCUUUUUUUCACACACAAAAAAUAUGAUAUAGACAUGUAUAAGUUGAGUUGACCCACAAAUCAUUUGUAAUAAAAAAUAUUGUAAACAGGGAAAUUUUUUUAAUACUGUUCUUGGCUAAUUAGGUAGGCACAGACCCCUGGUAAGUGCAAUUUUAUCUUUAUUUUAAAUAUUUGCAAAUGACUUGUAAAUAAGUUUGUGCAUUUUUUAAUUAUGUUUAAUAACAGUUGUGCUAUUUGAAUUUACAGUAAAUUUUAUGACUCGCUAUAAUUGCAUUGUAUCCAGUUUUAUAUAGCUUCUCUUGAUCGAAAUUAUUAAGGUUGAUUUUCAAGCUUUAACUUAAAAGAGAGGAAAGAAAUAUGAGACAUAUUUAUCAUGUUUAUAAUGUAAUAAUAAUUUUUUGUUUAUAUGACAUAACGGAUAAAUUAAUUUUUUAGGUUAAAAAAAUUAAACUCUGUUCAUUAACCAUUGUAUAAAUAGAUUACACUUUCAAUCUCUUUGUAAGAAUAUCUUGUAAGAAAUUACAAAAGAAAAUCUGUUCUUCAUUUCAGUAUGGAUUAACUAUUUGCAUUCAGGUUUGUCUAGAUUUAUGUAUGUACAUUAUCAUAAAGUGUAUGUUCUUAAAUAAAUAUAUAAAAUUAUACAUUGUAAAUAUCCAUAAAUCGACAUUUGUUUUAAGAAAGAAAACAAAAUAUGUACAAAUUAUGAAUAUACUUGUAUCAUUGUUUCCUUAUUCAUUUUAUGGAACUUUAAAAAAAAAAAUUGUUCAGCUUAAUUUUGUUGUGGUAAAGAUUUUAUAUAACAGCAAUUAUUAAGUAUUAUUUAUGAUUAUAAAAGGUUCUAUUAUGCCUAAAAAUCACUUUUAGAUCUGAUUAUUGGAUAUUUGAACGUGAAAGGAAAAAUUAUAAAGCAAUUUUCUUAGUUGUAUUUGAUUUAAAUUUUAAUUUAUUUAGUUUAAAAACAAGUUUUUAUAUUUGUAAGUGAAAAAAAUGCACACUAUUUGCACAUCGUUAAUUUUUUAAGAUGCUUUUUAUCAACCUAUUCUAAAAAUGUAACUUUUUUUGUUUUUGUUCGCUCCCUAGAUGUGGUGAUAACUUGGAAACAUUGGAAACGUGAUUUUGAAAUCGAUGCCUUUUUAGGUUUUUUAAGAAUUGGGUGAAUCUCAUCAGUCAAUACUAAUUCAGCGGUAUGACGGCCCCUGUAUGGAAUCCCAUAUUCCUUCUUUUAUGUUUUAAUCUCUGAGAAAAGUGGAGAAUAAACCACAAUAAUAAAAAUGAAAAUGAAAGAAAAAAAAUAAUAUUCUAUAAGAAUACAAAAGCCCAUUAAAAAUAUAGUUCAUUGCAGAUGGGCAGACCGGGCCGGUAAGCAGGAAACUCUUCCUUGCCUUGUUCAGUAUCACAUAUUUGUGAAUUUAUAAAUGCACUAGUACUAAUAAAUUAUAGAAGUUUUCAUUCUUUUGGCGGUUUUGUAACGAGAGUAAUUUUAAAUUUAAUUUUGUUGCCUCUUUUUUCAAUCAAAAGAUAUAGAGGAUUUUUGAGUACCUUCAUACUCGUAGAUUUUGAUCUUCUAGAACACGAAGAAUAUAGAUUUUCUGAUAUGGUUAGUCUUUUAGAGCGUGAGUCAUUUUAUUUUAGAAAAUCGGCUGUGGGUGAAGUGUCAAAUAUUGCAUAAUCUCGGAGCCAGGACAAUGACAUUCAAAAAUCCCAUAGCUCCUAAUGUUGAUUGUUAAAAAUUAUUCCAAUUAAUUUUUAAAAAAAUGGUGUUUUAACUAUUUAUUGAAACAAUUUUUAAUGUGAUCAAAUAAAAUCUGAUAUCAAAACUGCAAAAUAAAUCACCUGAAACUGUUAAGCUCAAUGUUUUUAAUACAAAUCUUUUUACAAAAUGAAUUAAGUCCCUUUAUUUUUAGUAUUUUUCUAAGUUCAUCAUAGUAUCUGUGGACAAUUCACCUCUCUUAUGGGUUUGCUUAUUUUUAAUUUGCUGUUAUAUUUGUUCGUUUAUAUACAGCAUCUCUUAUUUUAAUACUCAAGUUUUUUCUGUACAUUACCAAAAAAAGCUCUUGUCUUAAAUGUUUCAUGUAUCUUUGUUAUUGCUUUUUAAAAGUUUAUUAUUUUUCUGAGUUUUAUUAUAUUUUAUUGUCAAGGUUUUCCUUACCUGUAGUCAAAUUUAUGCAUCCCUACGCGUACAAAUGUACCUAGAGUGAAAAUGAUAAUGUACCUUUUUGUUUGUGUUUGUGUUAUUUAAGGAGCAAAAUGUGAUAAAUUAUCUAAUAAUGUUUAGUAUAUAAUAUGAGCUUGUGACAAAAGUGUACUAUGGUUUUAUUUAAUUAUAUUAUAUUAUAUUUUAUUUAAUUAUAUUAAUGUUUAAACAAAACAAAAAUUCAGUUGAGGUAGUUUUAAUUAAAUAUUUAUUAUUCCAAUUGUAAUCCAAUACUUACGGGCUAAUCUUUUGUUCACAAAGGUGCAUAUUUUCAGUUAUGAAAUAAUAAUAAAUUAUAGUUUACAGAUGAGACUUUGUACGUCAAAGUACAUGAAAUGCAUUAAAACUCAAAUAUUGAGAUAAUUAUUAUAUGUAUAUAUGUAUAAGGUUAUAGUGUUUAUUGCAUACAUUUUAAUACUUACGCUGUUUAUAUUAAAUAUGGAUAUUUGUUAUCUGAUAUGUGUAUAUGAAAUUCAUAAAUUUAAAAAAAAAUAAUCACAGCCUAGUAGGUUUUGUCUAGUUUUCUAAUUUUAAAAAUGAUAAAAAUAAAGAAAUGUACUGAUUAUUUGUGAGGAUGCAUGAGACCACGUUGUAUUUUGUAAUUGAUUAAAUGUUUAUAAAUCGUCUCUAAAAAUAUAUUAUUAAUAAUAUUGUAAGUUUGUUUUUAAAAGAAAGAACGACACCUUUUAUUUUUAGAUUUCCAUCUUUUAAACUUUCUUUGUUAACGUUUUCAAUAACGUUUGGUGUAUAAAUUAAUUGAAAAGUUGUUUUUAAAUAUAUUUUUGCUGGUAUAGCUUUACAAUAAGUGUAAAAUUGAAGUAGAUAAAAUUAGAGACAAGAUGAGAUAUAAUGGUUAAAAAGAAAUUGUAUCGCUCGUCAUUGAAAUAGAAACUAGUUUGUAAAAACGAAUUAUCGAACUCAAUGUUUACUGUUUUUUGUGUCUUGUGGUAUUGUCCAUAUAUAACAUACGUGAUUAAAUGUGUACAUUUUUAUUGUUUCCUUUUAUCUGUUAAAUGGUGUAAGUUUAAAAAAAAAAAUCUGUUAUAUUGGAAAGACGGGUCCGUAUGUCAACAUUAGCCGCUGACUCAAUUAACCGUUUCUAUAUGUAUUUGUACCUUUGCAGUCACACCAAAAAAAAAAAAAAAAAAUCC
Messenger RNA from Cimex lectularius (bed bug), 8440 nucleotides. RefSeq names its product homer protein homolog 2 (gene homer). Gene Ontology annotation, molecular function: G protein-coupled glutamate receptor binding. The record is from RefSeq and is a predicted model, not a curated record. Bases 392 to 1600 code for a protein of 402 amino acids. Gene Ontology annotation, biological process: G protein-coupled glutamate receptor signaling pathway; regulation of store-operated calcium entry. Gene Ontology annotation, cellular component: plasma membrane; dendrite; cytoplasm. Lineage: Eukaryota; Metazoa; Arthropoda; Insecta; Hemiptera; Cimicidae. The transcript has 9 exons.